Messenger RNA from Mollisia scopiformis, 561 nucleotides. RefSeq lists its product as uncharacterized. Lineage: Eukaryota; Fungi; Ascomycota; Leotiomycetes; Helotiales; Mollisiaceae. Bases 1 to 561 code for a protein of 186 amino acids. The record is from RefSeq and is a predicted model, not a curated record. The transcript has 2 exons.
AUGCCAGGACCAGCAUUCGGAGCUCUCGGUGCGACUUUCACUGUCGUUCGCGGCAUGGAAGCCGUCUCCCUCGUUGCCAUUAUUGGCAUGACUGCAAACUUCAUCGCCGAAAUGGUCUCAGUAAACCAAUCCCCACCACACGUCCUAAUUGGUACUCUCAGCGUCACAUGCAUAGCAGUUCUUUACGUUGCAAUUUCCUACAUUCUAUACUUCGACUCCAUGCUCCCCUUCCUCGUCUCUACCGGCCUCGACUCUUUACUCCUCAUCGCAGUCAUCGUCGUAGCCGUCACAGUCGGAAAACCGCUCUCUUACCUUGACUGCGCCGCUCUUCCUUCUGUCGGCACCACGUCUUCGUUCUUAGACAGUGUUGGACAGAAUAUCAGCAAGGUGAACUAUUGGGUCUGGGCUGGUGCCAGCAAGACAACCUGCUACGAGAUGAAGAGUAUCUGGGGGUUGAGCAUUGCACUUUGUGUGCUUUUCGCUGUUAGCAGUGUGGUUAGUGCUUGUCUCUGGAAGAGACAGAGGGUCUUUGCUCCUGAGGCGAAGGAUAUUGAGAACUAA